GCUACUGCUGCUGACUGCACGGGAGUUGAUUCAUCACCUGCCAUCUGCCAUGGAGUCGUUUGACGUGAUUAUCGUUGGCGCAGGAUGGCACGGCCUCUCCGCCCUCCGCACGUACCACCACAUCCACCCGACCUCCACCAUCCUGCUAGUAGACAGUUCCUCCACCAUCGGGGGCGUCUGGGCCCAACACCGUCUCUACAACGGCCUCAAAUCCAAUAACAUGCUUGGCACGUACGAAUUCUCCGAUUUUCCCAUGGACAGUGCCACGUACGGUGUACAACCGGGGGAACAUAUCCCCGGCACAGUCAUUCAAAGCUACUUACAACGCUUCGUGGAACAUUUCCACCUGGGGGAGUUUAUCCGGUUGGAUACUACUGUCCUGAAUGCGGAUCAUCAAAUCGAUGGGAGUUGGAUCCUGACCACCUCCCUAUCUACUUCUACAUCCCCCGAAAAGACGCAGAAAAUCAAGGGGGACAAGCUGAUUCUCGCUACGGGGUUAACAUCAACCCCCUACCUCCCCCCUCUCCCCGGCGACAAAACCUACCCUAACCCCCUCAUCCACACCCACGAUCUCCCCUCCCACCAAGAGACCCUCUUCCAACCCAAUAGAAAAGUGACCAUCUACGGAGCCACCAAAUCCGCCUGGGACGCCGUCUACGCCGCCACCACCUCCGGGGCCUCCGUCACAUGGAUAAUCCGUUCUUCAGGACACGGGCCCUGCUGGAUGGCUCCGCCCUACGUGACGCCUCUGAAAAGAUGGCUCGAGAAAUUAGUCACCACUCGUCUGCUCACAUGGUUUAGUCCGUGUAUUUGGGGCGACGCGGAUGGGUAUAGUCCUAUCCGAUGGUUCUUGCACAAGACUUGGAUAGGACGGAAGAUCGUUGAUGGGUUCUGGGGAAUUCUGGAACAGGAUGUCGUUGGGUUAAAUGGGUAUGAAGGGAACGCUGAGACGAGGAAAUUAAGGCCGUGGAUUGGGCCGUUUUGGGUGGCGAGUGGACUCAGUAUCUUGAAUUAUCCGGGGGAUUUUUUUGCGCUGGUUAGGAGUGGGAGGGUUAGGGUUGUUGUUGAUGAGAUUCAUUCUCUGGGUGGGGAUGGGGGGAUUACGUUGAAGGAGUCAGGGGAGGUGAUUGAGUCUGAUGGGUUGGUUUGCGCGACUGGAUGGCAAGUAACUCCCAAUAUCACGUUCAGUCCCGUGGGGAUUGAUAAGGAGUUGGGGUUUCCCUGGGCGGAGGAUUGUAUUCCGCGGGUGAUGGUGGAGAGAGCGGAUGAGGAGAUUCUGGCCCGGUUUCCGAAACUACGCGAUGCGCCGAAACGAGAGGAGGUUGUGCCGGUUGGUCAAGGUGCACCGGCUACAGCUCGCCAUCCAUUCCGUCUGGCCAGAUUUAUGAUCCCCCCUGCGUUGGCGAAGGAACGGUCUGUGGCGGUGUUGGGCGUCGCCAUGACGAUUAAUACGGCGUUGGUGGCGCAGGUGCAGGCUUUGUGGGUGGCGGCGUAUUUGGGGGAUCGGAUGGCGUUGAGGAAUGGGGAGAGAUGUCCGGUGGAUUUGAAGGAGAUGGUGUCGGGGAAGGGGAAGGGGGAGGUGGAUGUUGAUAUGGUGUGGGAGACGGCUCUGCAUAGUCAGUUCGGGGUGCAUCGGUAUCCCGGAGGGUUUGGAAAGAGGAAUCCCGAUUUCGUGUUUGAUGCGUUGACGUAUGUGGAUUUGUUGUUGGGGGAUUUGGGAUUGGAUUGUAGUAGGAAGAAAGGGUGGGGGGUCAGGAGGUGGUUGGAGCCGUAUGGGAUGGAGGAUUAUAAGGGAUUGGUGGAGGAGUGGAUGGCUGGGUUGUAGUGGUGAGGACAUGGGGAUGGACAUACCAUGCAUGUAUUCUGCCAUACUACACUACACUACAUGCUCAUUCAAGCUCAAAUGCCUC
Messenger RNA from Aspergillus sclerotioniger CBS 115572, 1910 nucleotides. Its product is annotated as flavin-binding monooxygenase-like protein. The transcript is spliced from 2 exons. The record is from RefSeq and is a predicted model, not a curated record. Bases 50 to 1825 code for a protein of 591 amino acids. NCBI's taxonomy places the organism in Eukaryota, Fungi, Ascomycota, Eurotiomycetes, Eurotiales, Aspergillaceae.